Chara braunii is the source of this 2501-nucleotide messenger RNA. The record is from the annotation of a GenBank genome assembly. Lineage: Eukaryota; Viridiplantae; Streptophyta; Charophyceae; Charales; Characeae.
CGUGAAGUUUACGAGCUUGCAGGCAAUCGGCUGGCUCGUCACCGUAUGACUGACUAAUAGCUUGCCGCGACCAGGUGUCAGCCCAGUGUUCUGAUCAAUAUGAUGCAGCCUUGGGGUCCCCCCUCCCCUGUGCUAGAGGAACAUGAGUAUCAGGAGAAUGGGAGACAGGGGAAUAAUGGUGGAUGGGAGAGGGGCAAAGUGGAGAUCGAGCCGAUGCAAGUGGAGCCCGGGGAAAGCUCGGCGAGACGGGAAAGUGUUGCGUAUGUCGCUCCAUCGUCAAGAGUUUUAGGAAGAGGGGAGCUCGUAGUCGACAAGAAGGAGGUCGCGAAACACUAUCUCAAGAAGGGAUUCCUUUUGGACGUGAUUGCUGUGUUGCCCGUUCCUCAGACAGUGAUGUGGAUUAUCAUCCCAGCAAUGCAGGGCAGCCCCGCCAAAAAUACGAAGAAUUUCUUGCGGCUUUUAGUCCUCAUCCAGUACAUACCCCGCGUUUGGCGCAUUUUCCCUCUGAUAUCCAUGUUGCGAGAACCUACUGGCGUAGUGUUUGAGACGGCCUGGGCAGGCAUUGUUACCAAUUUGGCUGUGUACAUGAUUGCCAGUCAUGCAGGUACGGUAUUUGAUCGUUGUUGCUUGGUGGGUGUGCUUUUUGCUGUCAGUUCUCUAGGGAGUAAUUUGGAUGCAAGCUCAUUUAUCGGCGAAGUGCUUUUCUGCAUUGCUAUCUCUUUGAUUGGCCUUCUUCUGCUAGCUCUAUUGGUCGGAAACAUGCAGACAUAUCUGUUGUCUCUCACCCGCAAACUGGAGGAGAUGAGAGUGCACAGGAGAGAUAUCGAUCAGUGGUUGCGGCAUAGGCAAUUGCCAAAGGAGCUACAGGAUCGUGUGCGCAGAUUUGAACACUUCAGCUGGUCAGCGACGAGGGGCGUUGACGAAGAAGAGAGAAUUCGAGAGUUGCCCCCAGAGCUGAGAAGGGAUAUUAAAAGACAUCUGUGCUUGGAUCUCGUGCGCAAGGUCCCUCUGUUCAAUGGAAUGGAUGAACAGCUUUUAGAUGCCAUAUGCGUGCUUUUGAGACCGACAAUCUUCAUUCAAGAUUCGGUGGUUAUUCAUGAAGGAGAUCCGGUGAAGUUCAUGCUAUUUAUCAUUCGCGGUGUUUUGGAGAGUAGCACGACAAAUGGUGGCCGCACGGGUUUCCUAAACACAGGUUUGGUCCAGGCAGGAAGUUUCUGUGGGGAGGAGUUGCUGACGUGGUGUCUAGACCGGACAAGGCGAGAGCACCUGCCGUCGUCGACGAGGACGAUCACGGCGUUGGUGGACGUGGAAGCGUUUGCGCUGGAGGUUACGGACUUAAAAUAUGUGGCAUCGCAGUUUAAGCGGCUCCACCGGAAGGAGUUCAUGCGGACGCUUAGGUACCAUUCCCUUCAGUGGAGGACGUGGGCAGCGUGCAGCAUCCAAGCAGCAUGGAGGCGGAAAAAGGCGAGGGAUCGGAAGCGAAGGCAGAUGAUGCAGGAAGCGGCAAUGCAAGACAUGAAUCUUUCUCUAGGAACGGCGAUGCGCGUUGCUCGUUUCGCGGCGAACGCGAUGAAGACCGUGAAGAGGAUGAGGAGCAGGCCUUCUGUAAUCCCUCCACUGUUCAAGCCCCCAGAUCCGAUCAUGGAAGAGGACGACAUUGUGCCGCUGUUUCCAGAUACCGAAGCGGAUGCAGUUGGGAGGGAAGUAGGUGGUCCCGCGGUUCCCAAGAGUGGGUUCCUUGGCAGUGCUGUGCCCAAGAGUGGCUUCCUUGGCAGCGGUGUUCCCAAGAGUGGAUUUCUCGGCGGCGGCGGCAGUGUGCCGAAGAGUGGAUUCCUAGGAAGCGGUGUUCCGAAAAGCGGAUUUCUUGCCAGCGGUGUGGCAAAGAGCGGGAUGUUGCAAAGCGGAGUUGCAAAGAGUGGGAUGCUUAGCAGCAGUGUAGCAAAGAGCGGUCUUCUGCGGGGUAGCAUUCCACCAAGUGGUGUGUUGCGAGAAAAGCCAAGCAGCAGUGUAGCUAAAAGUGGUUUGUGGGAAGAGACUCAUUUCACAGUCUACAAGGCAUCUCCAUGCGUGCAAUGCCUUGCAAAUAUGACGGGACGGGCAGUGCCUAAUGGUGUGACAGCUUGUGAGACAAACCUCGCUGCUCCGUGCACAGGCGCGCCGUAUCGUGGGACACCCCACAGGUACACCUUUGUGCGGCGAGCAUAGAGGAACGCUGGUCAGUGCACAGGCACGCCUUUGUGUUGCAAAUGUACAGCACCGCAUCCUCAUCGGGAACGCAACGAGAUGGAUGCCGUGCAGCUCAGUCUCAUGUUUGCGAUUCCGCAUCGACACCGCCGGAUGGGAAUCGGGGUAAACAAACAAGGAGGUAAACCCAUUGAUCAUUUGAUAAGGAAUUACCGAUGACAUCAUCGGAAUUACCGAUGACAUCAUCGGUGAUUCCACACAGCCGAUCGACUAACCUGGUGGCUGUAAUGCUGGCUGAAUCAAUAUGAUUUCCGUCA